Molecule: messenger RNA, 336 nt
Organism: Adineta steineri
Lineage: Eukaryota; Metazoa; Rotifera; Eurotatoria; Adinetida; Adinetidae
Source: the annotation of a GenBank genome assembly
AUGCAACUACGAACAAUCUAUAUAGCCGAAGCACAUGCACGUGAUCAAUGGCCAGCUGGAAAAACAAUUUCAUGUGUUGAUCAACCAACAACAUUAGAACAACGUUUAGAUAAUGCUCGUCAAUUUAAGAACAAAUAUAAUUUUGAAAUGCCUAUGCUUGUUGAUAGUAUGAAUAACACAUUUCAUACAACAUACGGAUCAUGGCCAUUUCGUUUCUAUGUAAUCAACAACGGAAAAUUAGUAUUCAAAGCUGAACCAGGUGAAACAACCUAUAGUUAUGAUAUGGAUGAAUUAGAUGCAUGGAUCGCUAGUUUCUAUCAAGAAAAAAAUAUUUAA